AUGCCUCCCAAGCGAAAGGCCCCAGCGCCGGCAGAGGCACCGGCAGCCAAGAGGCGCGCUCAACCUGCGAAAGUCACUGCGAAGAAACCUAUCAUACGCAGAGUUGUACCUGCAGCAUCUGAUUCGGAGGAUGAACUCGCCCUGCCGCCUGCUCCCACUCAGACACAGACGAAGCGUGGCGCGACAUGCGAUGAAUGUAGCGAAGUGAAGCGGGUGGGCAGCAAAGUGGAGAGUUUGGUGCAAUGCACGAAAUGCAAUAAGACCGUACACCCGUCUUGCGAUGGAUUGAAUGCGGAGGCAGCAGAAAUCAUCAAGACCUACAAAUGGCAGUGUAACGAAUGCACAGAGUGCGAAGAGUGUCUCAGAGCCGACAACGGCAGUAAAAUGCUUUUCUGUGAUCGUUGUGACCGCGCAUGGCACAUGGGAUGUUUGGAACCUGCCUUGCGGAGAAAGCCGAAGGGAGACUGGUUCUGCGACCCAUGCACCGAGUACAGGCGGGAGCAAGCAGAAGGUCGGGCGGGAACCGCGAACACUGUCGUUCGCCCGCCAUCUCCCUCGGUCAGAUCUGAAAUCCCCGCACCACCGCCGCCUAAGCGCAAGGGUCACCCGCCGGGUGUGCGCUCGCUAGCCGCGGCGAAAUCCAUACCCAAUGCCCCUGGGCCCUCGCGCAUCAAAACUACCCGCUCAGCCGCUACUCUGUCAGAUGCGGACGACUCGGACGCGGUCCAAUCCCAAAGACGAGGUCCUAGAUCCGCGGCGACGCGCGUUACCACUGCAGCGAAGAAACCCCCACCCUCUCGUUCCACUCAACUGGCUACUCUUCCAGAGCCUUCAUCCGACGACACUCGGGAUGAAGUCGACUUCUUGUCAUCUCCUGAACCCGUCAUCAAGGCUCCGCGAGCUCAUAGCCGCGCGACUGCGAAACCAGGACCAUCCAAAGCUGUAGCACGCGCUGCGCCUCGAGCUUCACCUGCUCCGCGCUCACUUCGAGCUCGACCAUCCUCUAAGGCGGUAUUCGUCGAGGUACCCUCAAACACUCGUGGCCGCGGACGUACGCGGCAACAAAGUGUUGACGCCCUGCCCACCCCACCCGACACACGAUCUCCUCCCACACCCCCUGCCGAAUUGCCAACGCUCUCUGAACGCGAGCACGAGUCGCUUACUCCGUUGCCCGAGAACGAACGUCCUGCACCGUUGCGAUCUCAGGCGACAUCUACUCGGCUACCCUCAGCGCUCCCAGAACACCUACAUCAAUGUCUCGCUGAACAGAAGCGCGCCUCUUUAUGCGCCCUUCGACAGUUGCCUAUAUGCUCUGAAGACAGCGACAACGAACAUCAGCCUCCUAAUUUGUCCACGAAGACGGAUCUGUCGAAUCUUCUCAAGGGUACCGUUGAACAUGGCGAGGGGAAUAGCUGCUUACUCAUCGGCCCCCUUGGAAGCGGCAAGACCGCAAUAGUUGAAGAUGUUCUGGGUUCUCUACCUAAUCAACCCAUCAUCGUACGGCUGUCUGGGCACGUUCAGCGGAAUGACCGGGUUGCUCUGCGCGAGAUUGCGCGGCAGGUUGCGAAACAAAUCAACAGGGCCUUUGGCUCUGAGCUAGAGAACGACGAGGACGCGUCCGCGGAGGACGAAGGCGCCGAGGCGCCUUCACACCUGCCAACUCUCAUCUCCUCUCUCCCAUCGCUCGGACGACCAACAAUCAUCAUUAUUGACGCCUUCGACUUAUUUGCUGAGCAUGGCCGACAAGCGCUUCUUUACUGCCUGCUAGACACGGCACAGAGCUGUCGCGCAGGCACCUCAACACGGGGGAUCGCUAUCGUCGGCGUCACCACCCGAGUGGAUACCCUCAACAUGCUCGAGAAACGCGUGAAGAGUCGCUUUUCGGGACGCAUGUUGCGUACGGCAACCCCUCACAGUUGGAUGGACCUUGCACGUAGCGCGCUCCUAGCGCCUAUAUCGGCCCCUUCGGAAGAAUGGACGGACCUGUGGGUGCUCGCCGUAAAGCGCUUCUUAGCCGAUCGGUCAGUCAAAGAGGCUAUGUCGGAGACAUUUGGGCUUGUCAGGGAUUCACGACUACUUGCGCGGGUGAUGGCACCCCCGAUCUUAGCGCUCGCACCCAGCAAGCCGUGGCCCGCUGCGGCUUCCUUGCUCAAUAGCAUAGAGUCGCAACGCAUCUUGCCUGCCUUCGGAUCGCUCAGUUCGUUACCAUACCCCGCGCUCUGCCUUCUCAUCGCGGCCAAUCAUGAACGUACAAACGGCAACGACGCCGUCACCUUCGAGAUGUUGUACGAGUCAUGCCGGCGACAAAUAUCUGCCAGCCAGGCCGCGCUCGCGGUCGUUGCGAGCGGCGGUGUCGGCAUGAUUGCUUGCAGUCGCUCUGUAUUCUUCGCAACUUUCGAGAGCAUGGUGGACUCGCGCACUUUUAUCUCCGUUCCAGGAGGCUCGAAUACGGCGCGACAGUUCAUGCGGUACAGGUGUAUGGUGGAACGGGAUCAGGUCAAACGUGCUGUUGACGCAAAUGGACAAACGAACUUGAGGAAGUGGUUUAAUAAGCCUACUUGA
This is a messenger RNA of Peniophora sp. CBMAI 1063, 2562 nucleotides long. The record is from the annotation of a GenBank genome assembly. NCBI's taxonomy places the organism in Eukaryota, Fungi, Basidiomycota, Agaricomycetes, Russulales, Peniophoraceae.